Molecule: messenger RNA, 5490 nt
Organism: Cyclopterus lumpus (lumpfish)
Lineage: Eukaryota; Metazoa; Chordata; Actinopteri; Perciformes; Cyclopteridae
Gene: mllt10
Product: MLLT10 histone lysine methyltransferase DOT1L cofactor
Biological process (GO): regulation of transcription by RNA polymerase II
Cellular component (GO): nucleus
Molecular function (GO): histone binding; nucleosome binding
Source: RefSeq, a predicted model, not a curated record
CAUUACGCACUUCCGGUUCUCCUCGAAGAGUCCCCCCUCUUCUCCUCACCGUCGCGCCGUGAAGUGGAUGUUUUGGUGAGAAAAUACGGUGUCGAAAAGGGACGUAAAUACCUUAUACAUGACAUUUCGACCGAGCGGGACCUAAAGCGGCCAGGCAACGGGGAAGAAGAGCGUCUUCGGGGAAGGUUUCGGCUUUAUCUUUGUACCGUAUUCUUCCGCAUGUCCGCUUUCUUCAUACAUGGUCUCCGGCGAGCGUUGUCUGGCGGCGGACGACGAGUUGUCGAAGAAUAAUAUGAAGGAGAUGAUCGGCGGUUGCUGCGUUUGCUCUGAUGAGAGAGGCUGGGCGGAAAACCCGCUGGUGUACUGCGACGGACACGGCUGCAACGUCGCCGUGCAUCAAGCCUGCUAUGGCAUCGUGCAGGUGCCCACUGGUCCGUGGUUCUGCAGAAAGUGUGAAUCUCAGGAGAGAGCAGCCCGUGUGAGAUGUGAGCUGUGUCCCCACAAAGAUGGAGCCCUCAAGAGGACAGACAACGGAGGCUGGGCCCAUGUAGUUUGUGCCCUUUACAUACCUGAAGUGGAAUUUGCCAAUGUCUCGACGAUGGAGCCCAUAGUACUCCAGUCUGUACCACAUGAUCGCUACAACAAGACAUGUUACAUCUGUGAGGACCAGGGCAGAGAGAGUAAAGCCGCCACUGGAGCCUGUAUGACCUGCAACAAACAUGGCUGCAGGCAGGCCUUCCAUGUCACAUGUGCCCAGUUUGCGGGGUUGUUAUGUGAAGAACAAGGAUCGGACGCAGACAAUGUCAAGUACUGUGGAUAUUGCAAGUACCACCACAGCAAAUUGAAACACAAGGAGCGGGACAGGCACAAACCCAAACACAAGAAGGUCUCGAUGGACAUGUCGCCGUCCCUCGUCCUUCCUAACAUCUUGGUCCCGGACAAGACCUACAACAGUGGCAGCUCAGUGGGAGGAGUCACCUCUCUGCCGGCAUCCUCACAGAAGCGGCUGGACGAUAGCACUUCCCGUUUCACGACCGCGAACUUUCAGGAAGUGUCGUCGGCUCUCUCCGGUGGCAGCUCUAAAGAUUGCUUGGCUGCAGAUGCUGGGAAGGUGGCGUCUGAGGUGAAGAACAAGAAGAACAGCGGCGCAAGUCAUGUGGUGGGACAGAGGGGUGUCCGCAAGUCCCUCACCACCUCAGGGAAACCCCUCCCUUCCGCCGUGGUCACCAUGGCAACCUCGUCCACAUCUGCCUCUGCUUCCACUGGGCCCUUCCACCAAGGCCUCCUGUUGACCAGUGCCAGUAAGACGCCCUCUGCUCCUUCCUCCUCAGACUUCCUAAGUUUUUCAGAUCCAUCGUUGCGUUCCGGGGGUGGGACUACGUUCUCCUCCCCGCCAUCUUUCAGCAGCUGCCUUGUGAAGCCAAGCUCGGAGGGCAGCGCCUCAGAGGGAACUACGACACUCUUCGGCUCUCUGAUGUCCACCACUACGGCUUCUGCAGUGGGCGGGAAGCUGUAUGAGAAUUCCCACAGUCACACAGCCAGCGAGACGACAAGCCUCGGUGGCUGCGCCGGCUACAAACGGCCCCAACCCUCCAGCUCAGUGCCGGGGAUCGGAGGAGCAGCGGCAGGAGGAGGGGAUGAUGGGGUGAAGAAGAAAAAGAAGGGCAACUGGCGAAACAGAUUUGGACCUUGCUUCACCACAGAUGUGAAGCCUACUGAGCCAGCUCCCUCCCUGACUCUCCCCACCUCCUCCUCGGCCAACACUCCCUCCUCAACAGCCUCCCCAUCCUCCACUUCAUCGUCGACGCUCACAGGCCGGCCGGGCUUGGUGUCCAGCAGUGGGUUAGGAGUGGGGGUGGGAGGAGGAGGAGAGAGGGGGCUGGGGGUCAUGGGUGUCAGUGGUGGGAUUCAGAACCUUAGGAAUGGGAGUCUGCAGGGCAGCAGCAGCUCCACAAGCACUGGGCCAGGUGUUUUCUCUGGUGCGGAUGGGCCAUCGACGGGAACGGGAGUUGUCGCCGUUGGCGGAGCCGGCUCUGAGUUGUCACAGCAACAGCAACCCACACCUUCGCUAGCCCCUCCCUCUCCAUUCACUGCCACCACACCCCUAACCAGCACAGCCUCCACACACGUGAGCGGUCUGCCAGGGUCCGUCUUCAACCUCGCUCCCUCCCACAUGUUUGGCAACAGGCUGAAUCCCAACUCGGCCAUGGCGGCACUCAUCGCCCAGUCCGAGGCUUCGCCAGCAGAUCAGGAGGUGGGAGAUGGCGGCAGCGGCGUCGGAGCUCAGGGCUUCUCCAUAAGAGCUUCUCCCAAGACCACCCCGCGCUCUCCCAUUGGUGGCCUGCAGAUCCGCUAUGACUCCUCGGGGUCGUUGCCGGGGCCGGGGCUUGGGUUGCUAGGGGCGGGGGGAGGCAGCGGGGAGACACUGCCCCCGGUGGCCACCAGCAUUGAACAGCUCCUGGAGAGGCAGUGGAAUGAAGGGCAGAGCUUCCUGCUGCAGCAGGGAGCACAGGGAGACGUGCUGGGCAUGUUGAAGUCCCUCCACCAGCUGCAGGAGGAGAACAGGAGGCUGGAGGAGCAGAUUAAAACUCUGACCAUGAAGAAGGAGAGACUGCAGCUCCUCAGCGCUCAGCUAUCAGUGCCUUUCACCUCCAGCAUGGCUUCCUCUGAUAUGAAAGGAGGCCAGCUGGGAGCCACCGACUCAUCUUUACCUGUGGCAGCUCAGGACGGUGCGUCAUGUGGUGGCCACAGCAGUAGUGGCUCCACCUCAUCUCUCUCCACCCCUCCCUCCGUCUCCCAGAGCCCGCCGCAGCUGAACGGGGUCGCUGCCGUGGGAACGGCCCCGGCCAGGCUGGGCGGGGUGGCAGGGCUGAUGGGUGCUCUGGGUGCAGGUGGUGCACUCGGCAUAGCGGGAAUUGUCGGGGCGCUGAACGGAGUGAUCCAGACACCGGCGGGCACCGCCAACCCUCAACACACUACAGGAGCAGCUGCGGGCGUCACGCUGCCCAUUAAUAAUGGCCCAGCAGCCAGUAAGAGCAGCGCUGCACGGCUCGGCCUGCUGUCUGAGCAGCACAGACUCCUGCAGCAGCAUCAGCUCCAGCAGCUGCUGGCCUCGCAGCCUUCAGCGGAGCAGCAGCAGGUGUUACUCUACCAACUGAUGCAGCAGCAGCAGGACCUCCAGCAGCUGCAAUCCCUCUCCUCUGCCCAUAUUCCCUCCAUCCCGCUCUCCUGCCCUCAGCUGCCCAUCAACAACCUGCUGCCCGGCGCCCACAACCAGGGCCAAGGCACCAUCACCGCCAACCCCUUCCUGGCGCUGCAGCACGCACAUGUUGACACGCACGCCUCGGGGCCGCAGAAGCAGCGGCUCGCCGAGAAGGCCAUGGGCAACGCAGGGCAAGAGAAGACAUGACGGCAGAUGCCCUUUAUGUUUUGGUUGUCAAUAUUUUGUUAUUUCCUUUCUGAAUAAAUAUGCAGAGUCUUCAGGAGAUCGGCCUGUUGGUCAACUUUGUGGUUCAGUGAUGAGAACCAGUCACCAGCUCACUGUAGUUGACCUUGUCAGGUUUAUUGGGUUUUUUCAGGUUACAGUCUUAACAACAUUUUGUCUUCAUUUGUAUUAUUUAUGUCUAUCCAAAUUUUAGAUUUUUAAAAAAAAACAUUUUAGCUUUAGUGCUGCUUCAAGUUCUAUUUUGUAACUGUUGAGAUAAUGAUUUUCAUUUGAUAUCACUGGUAGCAACUUAGUGUGUGAGUAAAUGAGCACAUGUUGUGUUUGAUCUCUUCUCUCACCGGAUGAGUUGACAAACGGGUCAGCCUUUAUCUUCAUUGAUUUUCUCUUAAUAUUUUCUUCUCUAAUCUCAUCAUCCAGCUUCUUCACAUUUCUUCUUUCUCUUUUUUGCUGUGACGUGUUUUUUUCUUCUUCUCCAUUUCCUCUCUUUCCUCCCUCUUUUCUCUCUGCUUCUCCAUCCUCCACACUAACAACCAUCUCGGUCUGGUCUCUCUGCUGUCUCACUCUCUCAGGGGCCUCAGCUCACAAGCUAGCACACACGCAGAACUAAAAACAUAAGAAGAAAAAUAACAUACAUGUAUGUAAAAAAAGAAACUAGGAUUCCCCACCACAGGACUUAACGGUAGCAGAUGUAUGUUUUGACAUCUGUCUCGCAGCGAUCCCAAGGGGAAUAUUGGGUGAGAGGCUUGUGAAAAUAUCCCACAUGUUCUCGCUGUUGCCUCUGUCCCCUUGUCUUUCACUGUUUGUGUAGAUCCAUUAAUGUCAGAGAGCCUCAUACAGUCACCGCAGAAGCCUUGCUUUGGACUGUCUCUUCUCUGGGCCAGAUACAGGCGGCUCACUCAGGGAAGUGAAAUGUAAAAAAAAAUAGCAAGUUGAAUGUUCAGACGGAUGCAUUAAUCCACGCGGCACAGACUCACAGAGAGAUAUUAUGCAGUUGGUUGUCAGCGCGUGGAAGUCGUUACAUUUCAUCUUCCUGAUUGAGCCCCCUGCUGCACCUACCUCUCCAGCAGGACCAGCCUAUCAGGACCUAAAAGGCCGACAGCGGCGGCCGCGAAUAACCCACAACCAUGAGGACUGGCCAAUCAGGGUCCAAACCCAAGUGCCUGUGGCCAAGGGGGGGAAGGUGGGAUUUGUUUCCUUGUACCUGUGUCCCUGUCACUCAGCCCAAUUCUUCACAAUGCUACUGGUAAUUAAGCUGCGUUGUCAAGGCAACAGAUUACAAACAUACUUUUGACGCGCAGUCUCUUUUAAAAUAACCAGGAAAUAUUCUGCUGCAUUCUCUAAUAGCAAAGCCAACUUUGUAUUGUGCUUUUUAUUUAUUGGGAGUGUGUUUGUGUAAUGGGCAUAAGAUGAUAUAUUUUAAAAGCCUGCUGGUGUUGCAACUUAACAUGUUGUACUACUGUGUAAAGUUUUGUUUGUGUUUUGUUUUUCCCCUCAUACAGUCCAAUCUUGCUGUAAACCCGUUUAAUGACUUCUACUCUGUGUUGUGUUUUAAAAGCUAGAAGCUACUUGCUGAUUGGGAAGGGGUGUGGUUGUGUAUAUAGCUGUUUUCAGGGGGGAGGAAGUGUGUCACGGGGGCGUUCAGUGGCACAGUUUUUACCUCGUUAAGUGUACAUAAACCUUUCUCAUUGGCCGAUUCAUAAGUGAUUGUGAUUAGCUGUGCUGGUGUGAAGGAAAGCCAAUGAAGCCUCAAUUUGUGUGUGUGUCUGUGUGUCUGUGUGUGUGAAUCUUUAGGACCAGAUAAAAAAGGUUUGACAGUGACUGGACACACAAAGUAUUAAUUUAUUUUUAUAUGUGCAGGGACAUUGUGUUUCUUUUUUAAGUUUUGCACCAUUUUCUUGAUGAAGUCAUUUUAUACUCUGCACCGUGUUUUCAUCUGCACACAUUUGUUUGGAUACAUUUUGUACAAGUGGAAAAUAAUAGGUGGGGGUGGAAUCUGACAUUGUAUUUCAAAACACCAAAAUAAAGAAACACUAUGGAUAAACUAA